ACACUUGCGAUAUCUCGCUGCCAAUGCUACUAGGUUUCUUGCCGUCAUUAACGCAUCUUUCAGUGAUGUUUGAUGGCCGCACUAACUUAUCAGACGCUACUCUUGAACAAGUUGAUGGCAGAAGCAGACACAAAAGGCCACCGAUACACAACAUUAUCUUCUUAAGACUGGACGGUGUUCUCAGUUUUAAAUACCGGAUCCGUCCCUUAUUGCAGCGUUGCUCCCACAUCAAGUACUUGAUAUUAUCGCCUUACUCACGAUUCAACAACGUAUCUCCAAUCAACAUCUAUACAGCUUAUGAGCUGUGCCCUCUAUUACGCUACAUUAUGUGGGAAUGCAGCGAACCAGUCAUAGCAGACAGAUGGAUUUCACUAUCAAGAAGCACGAGUGCUUAUAUUAAGUAACUGAAAGGAAAGCAUCGAAUGAUGGCGAGGAAGGCAGUAUGGCUUAUGAACUGCUAUUCAACGGCAAGGGACACGAGAGGAUCAUGCCGAUAGUAGUAAAAUCGCAGCCGAUACUAGAACAUUUACGUAUAGUCGCCUGUGGUCUUUCUGAUAUUCAUUGCUGGGAUGUCUUGGCACGCAACCAAUUCACACAGCUGACAAGUUUGGGGUUGACGGACAUCACUGGUAUGUCAAGCGAAGAUUGGUCCCAGAUUUUGCUCAUGCAGCAACAAAAUGAGAUCUUGGAAGUUGGAAAUCGCGCUGGAAUAACGCAGUAUCUGAACAGCAUUAUCGCAACCAUCGGUACGCUGCAACGGCUCCGUAUACUUUCCUUGCGAAAUUUCCUUCACAUGUUCAGCGAGAAUAGCGAGAAUCCUCUUUGCGAUCUUACUCCGCUUCGACGUUUGCAACAGCUUGAAAAAAUGCGUCUCACGAACAUACCCAUCGACAACCAAGGUCUAAUGCAGUUGUGCGAACCAUCACAGCACCCACUAGUCAGGAGAUUAAGCUUGAACCCGCACAUCACCGUACAGUAAUAGUGUCGACGACUUUCUCACAGAGGCAGGAUGGAUUGUGUGGGCACAACGACUUGAGGAAACCAAAAUACUGAAUCUGGAACUGACAGCCGUGAAAGGUGUUACUGGUGCUGUCCUUGAGCAUUUUAAACAAGUCGAAAGCUCGGUGCUAUAGCGUGUUUCACGGAUCUAUAGUCUCACCAAUGCAGGCAUCAAUGCUUUUCGUAUCAUUGAAGGAUCUAGUAAAAAGAUUGAAGUCGUGGGGUGUUCAGGAUUAUCUCGGACAGAUGAUCUUCGUAUGCCAUACAACAUAUAUUUAAUAAUUGAGUACCAUUGCGGUGAUAUUUGCAGUCUGGCUUGUACUUUUAUUUAUGAUGAG
Molecule: messenger RNA, 1337 nt
Organism: Zychaea mexicana
Lineage: Eukaryota; Fungi; Mucoromycota; Mucoromycetes; Mucorales; Lichtheimiaceae
Exons: 1
Coding region: 443-979 (178 amino acids)
Source: RefSeq, a predicted model, not a curated record